Messenger RNA from Merops nubicus (carmine bee-eater), 1795 nucleotides. It is a transcript of the gene PRKAA1, whose product is annotated as protein kinase, AMP-activated, alpha 1 catalytic subunit. The annotation marks the transcript as partial. Gene Ontology annotation, molecular function: ATP binding; AMP-activated protein kinase activity. NCBI's taxonomy places the organism in Eukaryota, Metazoa, Chordata, Aves, Coraciiformes, Meropidae. The record is from RefSeq and is a predicted model, not a curated record. The transcript is spliced from 8 exons. Gene Ontology annotation, biological process: protein phosphorylation; intracellular signal transduction. Gene Ontology annotation, cellular component: cytoplasm.
UUGGCAAACAUGAGUUAACUGGGCAUAAAGUUGCAGUGAAGAUCCUGAAUCGGCAGAAGAUCCGGAGCCUUGAUGUUGUAGGAAAAAUCCGCAGGGAGAUUCAGAACCUCAAACUCUUCAGACAUCCUCAUAUAAUUAAGCUGUACCAGGUCAUCAGCACGCCAACUGACAUUUUCAUGGUGAUGGAAUAUGUUUCAGGAGGAGAACUGUUUGACUAUAUCUGUAAAAAUGGAAGGCUUGAUGAGAAGGAAAGUAGACGUCUGUUCCAGCAGAUCCUUUCUGGCGUGGAUUACUGCCACAGGCAUAUGGUAGUACAUAGAGAUCUGAAGCCUGAAAAUGUGCUGCUUGAUGCACACAUGAAUGCCAAGAUAGCUGACUUUGGUCUAUCAAAUAUGAUGUCAGAUGGAGAAUUUUUAAGAACAAGCUGUGGUUCCCCUAACUAUGCUGCACCAGAAGUAAUUUCAGGAAGAUUAUAUGCAGGUCCAGAAGUAGAUAUUUGGAGCAGUGGGGUUAUUCUCUAUGCUUUGUUAUGUGGAACACUUCCAUUUGAUGAUGAUCACGUGCCAACUCUUUUUAAGAAGAUCUGUGAUGGUAUCUUUUAUACUCCUCAGUACCUGAAUCCGUCUGUAAUUAGUCUUUUGAAGCACAUGCUGCAAGUGGAUCCAAUGAAGAGAGCAACAAUCAGAGACAUUAGGGAACAUGAAUGGUUUAAGCAGGACCUUCCAAAAUACUUGUUUCCUGAAGACCCAUCGUACAGCUCUACUAUGAUUGAUGAUGAAGCCUUAAAAGAGGUGUGUGAGAAGUUUGAAUGCACUGAAGAGGAAGUGCUGAGUUGUCUAUACAGCCGAAAUCAUCAGGACCCCUUAGCAGUUGCUUACCACCUCAUUAUAGAUAACAGAAGAAUAAUGAAUGAGGCCAAAGACUUCUACUUGGCUACAAGCCCACCUGAUUCUUUCCUUGAUGAACACCACCUGUCUCGCCCUCAUCCUGAAAGAGUGCCAUUUUUAGUAGCUGAAGCACCACGUCCUCGCCACACUCUUGAUGAGCUGAAUCCACAGAAGUCAAAACACCAAGGUGUAAGAAGGGCGAAGUGGCACUUGGGAAUACGGAGUCAAAGUCGACCAAAUGAUAUCAUGGCUGAAGUUUGUCGAGCAAUUAAACAACUGGAUUAUGAAUGGAAGGUUGUAAAUCCAUACUACCUACGUGUUCGAAGGAAGAAUCCAGUCACAAGCGCAUAUUCCAAAAUGAGCCUACAGUUGUAUCAGGUGGACAGCAGGACAUACUUAUUGGACUUCCGUAGCAUUGAUGAUGAAAUUACUGAAGCGAAGUCUGGUACUGCCACUCCGCAGAGAUCGGGUUCUGUGAGCAACUAUAGGUCCUGUCAAAAAGAUUCAGAUGCUGAUGUGCAAGGAAAAUCUGCAGAUACAUCCCUUACCUCAUCAGUGAGCUCUUCGCUUGACUCUUCUACAGCUGACGUAACUCCUAGACCAGGGAGUCAUACAAUAGAAUUUUUUGAGAUGUGUGCAAAUCUUAUUAAAAUACUUGCACAGUAAUUUUGAAGAUGGGCUUAUUUCUUCUCUAGCAAUAAGCAUGCCUAAAUCAUAGACAGAUGCUUCCAAUUAUAAUCAAGUUAAAUGAACUAAGGCUCUGAAAAAGCUAGCCACAGAAAGCAAUUUGCACAGGGAUUCAAAUUAUGGGCAAUUAACAUAUGUUACUUUGAAGCUGGAGUGAAUUCUGAUUGUCUGUGGUCUGAUAGUGUAAUAAAGGUACAGGAAAUCAAAUGCACUUGAGGCAG